GCUGGCUGUACCUCACUAACACUUUCACAUUACUCUGAGCAGGUUGAUCAUCAAGUUUUUAUUUGACUUUAGAAGAAAUGUUUUAGUUCAGAUUUUUACMCUGUCUGUGAUCUCUGCUCACCAUCCUCGAGCUGUUUACAAGAAACAAGGUUUACGUCAAAGCUUUUCUCAGUAUCCUCUGGACACCAUGAACUCCAAACUGAGCACGAACCAGUAUAAAACAAUCUGCUCUCAGCUGGGAACUGUCAAACUCAAGCUGCUCUACAAAGCUUCUCUCCAUGGUUUUACUGGAGCUGCCUUCCACCAACUAUGUGACAACCACAGUCCCACUGUGUCUGUCGGCUACAACGUCUCUGGUCAUGUGUUUGGAGGCUACACCAGACAACCUUUCAGUCAGACUGGACAGUAUGUGAACGAUGACCAGGCCUUUCUUUUCACCUUCACUGAAAGAAAACUUCAGAAAUACCCAGUUGUCAAUCCUCAACAUGCAGUGAAAAUGUUCAACAACAGUGGUCCUUAUUUUGGAGAAGCCCUGGUUCUUCUCAAUGGAAGCACACCAGUGGUCUACAGUAAACCAGCAGGAGGUCAUUACAACUUCAAUGCAGCAGAAAUGCAUGGAAAUGACCUGAACCUGAUUGAAUGUGAAGUCUACCAAGUGGAAGAGGUCACUUUAUUUGAGAAGCCAUGGAGGGACAUAAUCUGGGAAACUCAGAAGAGGAAUGAGCUGAUGGAGAGCAUCAGAACCUACAAACCCACAGUCAGGUCUGUGACCCAGGCUCGGGUUUUAAUGAUUGGACCAGUUGGAGCUGGAAAGUCCAGCUUCUUUAACUCCAUCAACUCUGUAUUCAGAGGCCACGUCACCAGCCAGGCCAUGUCUGGCAGCUCCACCACCAGCCUCACCACACAGUUUAGAACUUAUACUCUGAAAGAUGGACGAGAAGGUAAACCUCUGCCAAUCAUCAUGUGUGACACCAUGGGAUUGGAGGAAAGCAAAGGGGCGGGGCUUGAUAUAGAUGACAUCAGCAGCAUCCUCAGAGGCCACAUCCCUGACCGUUACAUGUUUAACCCUGCUGCUCCUCUGCAAGCAGAAGGUGGCUCCUUUCAGAGGUCUCCAGGUCUCAAGGACAAGAUCCACUGUGUGGUUUAUGUCAUUGAUGCCUGCAAGAUCUCCAUUAUGCCCCAAAUGCUGGAGGAGAAGCUGGUAGCUAUCCGCAAGAAGGUCAACUUGAUGGGGGUUCCUCAGCUGGUUGUUCUGACUAAAGUCGAUGAAGCCUGCCCUCAUGUCCAAGAAGAUCUGAGAAAUGUUUACAAAAGUAUCUAUGUUAAGAAGCUGAUGCAGAAAAUCGGUGAUUGUCUCGGUGUGCCGCUGUCCUGCAUCGUYCCAGUGAAGAACUACACUGAGGAGUUGGAGCUGGACACGAGCUGCGACAUCCUGCUGCUCAAGGCCCUCGUCCAGAUUUUUCGCUUUGCUGAUAAUUUCUUUGAUGACGUCAGCAACGUUUUGAGCAACGUUCAAAUGAGAGCACAAGCAGUAGAAGAAGGUGGCAGGGAAGGAAGUCCGAUGCAAUCUAGUUUAGACAGACUAGCAGAUUUUUAACCAUCAACAUGUUCAUCUGACCAAAACUAAAGUCAGAUAGUUGCACUGAGUUUGUCUUCAUCCUGAGAGGAAGGUUUGAAAUGUUUUCAUAUAAUGCAUUACUGUGGUGGAAAAAAAACUUUUUCAUGUCUGUUAAACAAAGUGCAGAAAUACAUGAUCAAAAACAUUCUACACUACAA
Messenger RNA from Austrofundulus limnaeus, 1776 nucleotides. RefSeq names its product interferon-induced protein 44-like. Gene Ontology annotation, biological process: immune response. The transcript has 8 exons. NCBI's taxonomy places the organism in Eukaryota, Metazoa, Chordata, Actinopteri, Cyprinodontiformes, Rivulidae. The coding region runs from base 188 to 1597 and encodes 469 amino acids. The record is from RefSeq and is a predicted model, not a curated record.